Oikopleura dioica is the source of this 2070-nucleotide messenger RNA. The record is from the annotation of a GenBank genome assembly. NCBI's taxonomy places the organism in Eukaryota, Metazoa, Chordata, Appendicularia, Copelata, Oikopleuridae.
AUGCUCUACACUGUCUACAGUGCAGACUAUCCAUUUUUGUUUGACGAAGUCGUUGGCGAAAAUGACGUUAGGGAAACCUUUGCUCGUCGCAUCGAGGGCAACAAGACGCAAUUCUUUGGAUUUAUUAUGGUUGAUUUGAAGGCGACACAAGAAGUUUAUGAACGCCAUCCCGACAUUCCGCCAAUUUUUGCGCGAGUAAAGCUCGAAGCUGGAGACUGCCAAGGACACAUUGAUCGCAUCAUCCCACCCGAUGUCAAGAAGCGAAUGUUUCCCAAGGAAGACAACAUCUUUUGUUACAACAAGGAAAACUACUUGUGCACGAGCGAUAUGCUCGCCUAUUUGAUUGACCAAGGCUACGAGUAUGAAAUAAAGUACUUUGUCAACUACUACCGAGGUGCGCCAUUUGCCAACUUUGUCAACAAAAUGGUCAAGGAGCGAAUCGAGUGCGAGAAAAAGGGCGACGACGCUGGUUCAAACAUGUACAAGCUCUUUUUGAACUCGUUUGUUGGAAAAUUUGCCCAAGCAAAUCAUCGCUUUGCAAAUACAAAAAUUGUCGGUGCUGAUCGUCUCCGCGAGUGCUUUGAAAGCUCAAUGUUCAAAGCUUAUAAGCCGAUUCGCGUCGAGGAUGUGGCAAUGGACCCGCUUCAUGAAGUUGUCAUGCGCAAGUCGACCGUUAUUGAGAAUUUGGCACUUCAUAUCCAGGUUGCAAUUCAUCAAAACUCGAAGCUGCAUUUAUUGCAGUUCAAGGACAUAAUCAAGGAUUUCAUGAUUCCUGGAACUGUGAAAUUUUGCUACUGCGAUACAGACUCGCUGGCUUAUGCUCGAACAAGACCAACUCUGAAAGCGUGCGUCAAGCCGCACUUGGUGAAAAUGUGGGAGAAAGCUGUCGAGCCGCAAUGGUUUGCCGGGCAAUCGGUGGAAAGUCAAAAGGAGCCAGGGCUGCUGAAAGAAGAGGCAUCGAUCCAAUCGGGCUGGUUUAUAACACUUUCCCCAAGUGUUAUGCAUUGUGCCCAAAAGAGCCCUGCGAGCUGGAGAAGCAAAUUGUCGACCCAAAGAAUGAGCAUCGAACGCUGGAAAUUUUGCAAACCUUUGCCGAAAGACGGAGCCCGUACGGGAGCCCAAAAUUACAAAAAGUCGACCAAGGGAUGCAAGACCAAGAUUCAGCUUUCGUUUUACGAGUUUCUGUGCGCUGUAUUUGGAAUCGAUUAUUACCAGCGAGUGACGCGAGAUGUGGCCCAGUUUAUGUGGAAUCGAAAGCGCGACAGAAUGGAAACGGUGACAACAACACGCAAGGUCAUUAAUCCAAUACUGACAAAGCGACUGAUUUUGGCGGACAAGCAAAAUGAUUACGAGUUGUCGCCAGAAGAGCUCGAGUGGUAUUAUCCUGCGUCGCGAAACAUUAUCAAUUGGGAGAGUGAAAGUGACAAUCUUGGAGAAGGAACAAUAGCGGACAUUAAAUUUCUCAACGAGCUUAUACCCAACAACAACAAGGCGAGCGCUUAUCCCAAUCCCGAGGAAUAUUUUGAGCCCAUUGAAGAAGAGUGUUUGUAUGCGCUGGAUUCUCCAUUGCAAUAUGCGCCCAUUUACUUUAUUCGAGAUCAUUGGGACCAUCACAAAAUGUCAUUUGCCGGAGACAGAUGGAAACGCUACUACGAGUUGUGCAAUCGCUACAGCAUCACUUUGCUCAACACGUGGGACAUUCAAGAGACGGUGCGGAAAAUUGCCUACAAUCUCAAUGGGCUGCUGCGUGUUCAAGUCGACGCCUUUUACACGACAAUAAGUUCUAGAAGACUGCGCGAUCGACAGGGAAACUUGCAGGAAAUGAGCCCCAAGGUGAGGAUCGUAUAUCCCAACACCUGGGGCUCAGUAAACGACACCGAACUGCUCGUCACUCCCAACGACAUUGACCAACUCGUGAGCGAACUUGAGCCCGACGCCUUCAAGAACAAGCUCCUGAUCAACACGUUUCAGCGGCGCAACGUGUUUCAAGACUCGAACGUUCGCCUCCAUCGCCUCCUCGCUUACCAAGUCAUGGUAUACACGUUUCCGCCUUCGUGGAUACAUUCCUAG